AUGCAAGGAGUUGUUGUGGAAGUGACAUGUGAAGUAGGAAGUAAAACCAUUAAAGCGCAUUAUGGUACAACAAAGAUCAAUGGAAAGUACAGUAUGACUGUGAAGGAUUUUGAUUAUGUCAAAUAUGGAUCCGCAGAGUGCAAUGCUAAGCUCCAUGCUCCUCUUAAGGAUUCACCCUGCAACAUCCCUACCUUGUUGAAUGAUGGAACUCACUUGUUUUUCAAGUCCGAGGACAAGUAUGAAGUUGUUGUCAAGGCUAAGCCAUUUGCUUAUGUUUCAAAGAAGCCAUAUGAAGAGUGUGAAAAACACAGUCACCACCACAAUCACAAACCUUCACCUACUCCAUAUUAUAACAAGUCACCACCUCCUCCACCAUCACCUACUUACGUAUAUAAGUCUCCUCCUCCACCUGCAUAUUAUUACAAGUCACCUCCUCCACCAUCUCCAACAUAUGUGUAUAAGUCUCCACCUCCACCAGCAUAUUAUUACAAAUCUCCACCUCCACCAUCACCUACUUAUGUCUACAAGUCUCCACACCUCCUCCUCCACACCAUACUACUACAAAUCUCUGAUGAAAGUGUAACUACUAUCUUAUGAUAUGUUGUAUAGAGUAAGAUUGACAACAUACAUAUCUCCAAAGAAACUAUCCAAUUUUGUUCUGAAAUUUCAGGGAAGAUUCAGUCACAUAUUCUCGGCUAGAGCAAUACCUUGCUAGUGGAUAUCUUAUGAGGAAGGAGUUACUGCGUCAUUCUUCCCUUCCAUUUGAUCAUUUUGAAAGUGAUCAAUUCAAUGAGGAAGUUUAUCAAGUUGAAAUCACUAAAGUCAUUGUCACUCUGAGUUCUAGCAUUAAGUUGAUACAUAUAUUUU
Messenger RNA from Arachis ipaensis, 867 nucleotides. The record is from RefSeq and is a predicted model, not a curated record. Lineage: Eukaryota; Viridiplantae; Streptophyta; Magnoliopsida; Fabales; Fabaceae.